Molecule: messenger RNA, 642 nt
Organism: Peronospora matthiolae
Lineage: Eukaryota; Oomycota; Peronosporomycetes; Peronosporales; Peronosporaceae
Source: the annotation of a GenBank genome assembly
AUGGGCGAACGCGGAGGGAUUUCGCUACUGGUGCGCAACGUCAGCCACCGGCUGAGAUCGGAGGACAUUCGCAAAGAGUUUGAGCAGUACGGACAAGUGCGUGACGUGUACAUUCCCAGGGACUUUCACACAAAGGAACCAAAAGGCUUUGCGUUCGUCGAGUUCCGUAGCGAACAUGAAGCUGACGAGGCGCGUCGCAAUUUGGAUGGCAUGCGCAUUGACGGCCGUGAUAUCCGCGUGGUGUUUGCUCAGGAACGUCGCAAGUCGACGGAUCAGAUGCGCGAACGCGAGAGGACGGAGAGACGAGGAGGAGACCGCCGCUCCCGCUCUAGAUCGGUGCGCCGCCGGGCCUCUCGUGGCCGGUCUCGCGAUCGUGACCGCCGGGUCUCUGCUCGACGCUCAUCUCGCUCACGCUCUCCUGUGAAAGGAAGGGCUCGCUCUCGGUCUCGCUCCGGCUCCCGUGGCCGUUUUUCUGCGGCACGACGCUCGCUGUCGCCUCGCCGGUCCAUGUCUCCUCGCGCGCCGUCUCCGUCUCGCCGUUCCGUGUCACCGGCUGCUAGAUCACCGUCACCAUCACCGUCGCCCCGGCGUGGUCGUUCCCGCUCGGCGUCUUCUCGACGAGAUGAAGGUUACCGGCUCUAA